GUACAACACUAGUACGGAGCCAUUUUAUUUUCCUAGUUAUUCUUUGAUUUGCUAUAAGAAGAAAGGGUUAGAAAAGUUUGUGGAAUUGUGUAUAUAUAUCUGAAGAAAAAACAGAAAAGUUAUUAAAAUAUGUCUCAUGAAACUGAAAUUCAAGGAGGUGGAAUAGGUUAUCAACCCAAGAUAAAUGAUGUUGCCCAAAAUUUCUUGGUUGAUCUGCAGAAGGAACGCUCUCGUCUAACGGAAGAUUUUCCAUUGUGUGCUCUUUUAAUUGAUGAAGCUUUCGAUCGAGUUUAUUCUACUGGGCGUAUACCCGGCCGCGAAUUUUAUGCCGAUGUACUCAAGCAAAAGCCAAUGAAACUUACCCAAAAGGUGUUUGUGCCAGUAAAACAAUAUCCGAAAUUUAAUUUUAAUGGAAAAAUUUUGGGACCCAAAGGAAAUUCCCUUAUUCGCCUGCAGGACGAAACACAAUGUAAGAUAACUAUCAAGGGCCGUAAUUCCAUGCGUGACAAGGUUAAGGAAGAAGAAUUGCGAAAAUCAGACGACCCACGUUUUAGUCAUUUAAAUAAGGAUUUAUUUGUGGAAAUAAGUACAGUAGCCACACCAGCCGAAUGCUAUGCUCGUAUUGCGUAUGUUUUGGCCGAAAUUCGCAAAUAUCUAAUACCCGACAAAAAUGAUGAAGUCUCACACGAACAGUUACGUGAAAUAAUGGACAUCGAUCCUGAGAUGGCUAAAGCUGGAUAUGGAGGUAAACCGGAAAUAUACAAAACUGUAUUUGACAAAACUGAAGGUUCAAAAGGAACACGGAAAUAUUUAGAAUUUUUGAAGCAUACUUCAAAUGCAGAGCGAGAGGAAUUGGAAGACGAAUAUGAGUAUGAACAUAUUUCACAUGGCCCACCACCAAAACGCCCUUCAAAUUCAAGUGGUUAUGAAUAUAUUAAAGUUUUGCUUCUCGUUCUGGCGCGUGUAACGGUUCCUUAAAUCCUAAAUUGGUGGACUACCAUUUAUAACUCGACGUAUGAACUGGUGCAGAACUAUUAUAACUCUUGAUAUUAAUAAUAAAGUUUAAGCGUUCCAGCUUCUUAUAUGAUGAUAUAGGUCGACUAUGGACUUGAUUCGAUGUGGGUUAACCUGGCAAUUUGUGGGUCGUUAGAUUCCGCCAUUAAACUUUAAAUUACAAAAAAAAAUAGGUAUGAAAAAUUUGUUAGUAUUAAUGUAUAUUAAUUUUUUUUAUACAAAAAUAAAAAGAAAGCCUCGUGGCCAAUAACUUUCGUUUAAUAAAAGAAAAGAAAAAUAUAAAUAAUUUAAAA
Messenger RNA from Calliphora vicina (urban bluebottle blowfly), 1307 nucleotides. RefSeq names its product KH domain-containing, RNA-binding, signal transduction-associated protein 2-like. Gene Ontology annotation, molecular function: mRNA binding. Gene Ontology annotation, biological process: regulation of alternative mRNA splicing, via spliceosome. Lineage: Eukaryota; Metazoa; Arthropoda; Insecta; Diptera; Calliphoridae. Gene Ontology annotation, cellular component: nucleus. The transcript is spliced from 5 exons. Bases 130 to 978 code for a protein of 282 amino acids. The record is from RefSeq and is a predicted model, not a curated record.